Messenger RNA from Lates calcarifer (barramundi perch), 2673 nucleotides. RefSeq names its product BICD family-like cargo adapter 1. NCBI's taxonomy places the organism in Eukaryota, Metazoa, Chordata, Actinopteri, Centropomidae. Gene Ontology annotation, biological process: vesicle transport along microtubule; Golgi to secretory granule transport. The transcript is spliced from 10 exons. The record is from RefSeq and is a predicted model, not a curated record. Bases 238 to 1869 code for a protein of 543 amino acids.
CGGUGACAGAGGGAGCAGCCUACUUUCACAGUAGAGCCGAAACCCUCAACCUCAUUCACAUCCAGACGCUCACUCAGUCAGCAGCAGCUGCAGUCAGGUGUUAUGGAUGGACACCUUGUCCACACGUGUUUGGCUUUAUUACAGCGCGAUCUUGUAUUUUCACCAUAAUUUAAAAAAACAACAACAACAACAACAACACAGUAUUUAUUCAGAGGUUGAGACAAAAUUUACACUGUUAUGGAUCGACUGGAUGAAUGGAGCUUUAAGUCCAAGAAAAUGGACCUGGAGGAGGAUUUCUACUUCGACUACGGAGCGGAGGAAAUAACAGAUUAUCAAGACCCCAAUGAACUUCUGGCUGCUUUGAAACAAAAGGAGGAAGAGGUUAUUUUGGCAGCCCAGCUGGGAAACGCAUUGCUCCUGGAAAACCGUCAGUUGAAAGAACAGAGCGAAAAACUUCACGAUCAGUACGCGGACAAGCUUGAGGAGCUGGAGCAGGGCAGGCAUGAGCUGCGGCUGAAGCUGGAGGGCUGCCAGUCCCAGUGGGAGAGCCAGGUGUUGGACCUGGAGAGAGAUGUGAGGGACCUGAGCGCCCAGGUGGAGCGGCUCACCCAGGCGCUCAGCGAGGCCGAGAGGGACAAGAGUCGAGCCCAGCUGGAGCACAGCGAGCACACGCAGCGACUCAGGGAGGAGCUCAAUACGGCGAUGGAGGUGGAGAGGGCCAUGUCCAGCGAACUGCAGGCUCUAAAACAGGAGCUCCAGCAAAAAGGAAGCCACAACAGGCCGCAGGAUGAGGAGCUGAUCAGUGCCAUGAGGGAGCAGGUUUUGCGUCUCACCCAGAAGGAGCAGGUGCUAGAGAAGCGUUUGGAGAGUGUGUGUGAAGAAAACGCUGAGCUGAGGGCGAGUUUGGCCUCUUUACACACACGUCUGGCUCUGCAUGACCAACUCAACCAGCAGCACAGCCAGCAGCUAGCUGAGGCAUGGCAGGAGGUGGAGGUGGUGCGGGGUCGCUCGCAGCAGCUGCAGGCCCAGGUGGAGGAGCUUCAGGAGGAGGUGUCCCUGCAGGAAGCCAGGAGCCACGGAGAAGCCUCCCUGCUAUCCGAGCUGGAGAGCAGCCUGGAGACGGUGGGGCUGGGGGUCGGCAAAGAAGAGAUAAUGCAAGAAAUGGGGUCCAUCCUUCAGCUACUGCUUCCACUGACCCAGAAGGUGAACGGCUCAGGGAGGUCAGGGGUCCUGGAUCAACAGGAGGACCUGCAGGCCAUGCUGCACAGGCUGAAGGGAGUGGCCCAAACCCUUGCACAGGCAUCCAGCCCUGAGGAGCUGAAUUGGGCUUUUGUGGACAAGACGGGUGAUCAGUGUGGGAAUCCAAGCGCAGCGCAGGAGCUGAGAGAUCAGAACGUCCAGCUGCAGCAGGAAAAUGCUGAGCUGAGGCAGAAGCUGCAGAGCGUACAGGGACAAGCUGAGGUCGUCCAACAGGCCAUCAGAGACCGAGAUGAAGCCAUAGCCAAGAAAAACCUGAUGGAGGUCGAGUUGGUGAGAAGUAAAAAUGAUAUGAUGUCCCUGAACAACCAGUUAUUAGAGGCCAUCCAACGUAAACUGGAACUGUCUCAGGAGCUGGAGGCCUGGCAGGACGACAUCCAGAUCAUCAUCAACCAGCAGCUCAGAACUCAGCAGCAGUCCGAGCAGCCUCAGAAGAAGCCCGCCUCCAAUGGCAUGUCGUUCUUCCGCAGGCCCAGCAGGACGACUCCCACCUGGUCGCGUCAGUCCUCCACCUCAUCCUCAACCUGGAGUUCAGACGCUGAUCAAGACAAAACCCAGUCACCCUGGAGGGACUGGUUAAGACGUGGCAAAGGAGUGCAGUAUGGCAAGUAAAGGAACACCAAGCUCUGCAACUACCUCCUGAGUGCUGAGGAGGAGGAGGUACCUGGAGGAGAGGAUGGGGGGAAGUCACAUGUAAACCUCCCUGUCCAUCAUGUAUGGUGCAAAAGAGCCAUAAAAAACACUUAAUUCAGUGACGAACAACAGAGCCACAACGGACAAAGACUUGUCAAACAGACACUUAACUGAAACACAUUUCACUGAGAGGCUGAGCCUUCCUAAAACCUAAACUGUGACAACUUGGAGCACUAGAAUUUUCACAGAAUUACACAUGAAGGUUUGCUUGAGUCUGUAAAUAUUGUGCCUUAUUUUGUAAUAUUAUGAAUGUCUUUCUGUCUGAGACUUUAUAUGGUAUACAUAAUACUGUAGGUGUAGAUGAGUAUGAGUAUGUUUGGAUUAUUUAUCUUCACCGAUCAAAGAGAAAAAUCAGUCAGGAAAUAAAUGAUCACACACUUCAUUUGUAACUGUACUGAGUUUUUGUCUUUACAUACCAAGUUGGAUGUGAGAAUUAAGAGGUGAAAGCAUGUUGAUUGUAUAACACUGUACGUCAUGUACACUGAGAACGCUAUUAUUUUUAUAAUUUCUUUUUUUGUUGUUUUUUAAAAAAUAAAUACCUAUUAUGUUCUCUGAAUGAUAACUUGGUGUACUGUAUGCACAUGUACUGUAUGUGUAUGUUCUGUGAUUCAGUGUUCAAUAUUGAAGCUGCUUAGUUCAAACUGUGUUGUGUCCUAAGCUGUCUUGACUGACCACAUCUGGAAUGACUGUUGAGUAAUUUCAUAAAAACAACUAAUCCUCUCA